This is a messenger RNA of Haemonchus placei, 1053 nucleotides long. NCBI's taxonomy places the organism in Eukaryota, Metazoa, Nematoda, Chromadorea, Rhabditida, Trichostrongylidae. The record is from the annotation of a GenBank genome assembly.
AUGGCCGACGGAGUUCGUGUGGCCGCUGUAAUGCAUCUAAUGGAGUCACUGAUGGUGCCACCGGACAAGAACUGCUCCGAAAGGAUGGAUACACCGUCGGCACGGGAAUUCCUCGCCCAUCUGGAACCGUUCCAAGUGGUUCUUUUGGCUAUUGCGGGAGUAUUCACAUUGGUGGUGUAUGUGUUGGCAUUCGUCCACUGGUUCUACGUUUACACCUUCGUCUCAAUUGAAACCAGAAGAAAUAAACUUUACUGGCUGGUCACUCUCUUCCCGGUCUCGUCUAGUUGCUGUCUGAUUGGGAUGCUAGCACCACGAACAUCGUUGAUCAUGACAGCAAUCGGUCUCCUCUACUACCUUAUGUGUCUAUUCGUCAUCGUUUCCCUAUGCAGACAUUUAUUCGGAGGGCGGUCGUCAUUCUCCAACAGUCUACAGUUCGAUUCCAGGCCAAUAGAUUUCAGAAGCCCUCCUUUUUGUUGUCUCCUGCCAUUCCUUCCUACAGCGGAAUCUUCUGAGAAAAAUAUAAGACGUCUGGAAUGGCUGGUGCUCCAGGCGCCGGUAGUACGUGCUCUCAUAAUCGUCAGCGAUAUUAUUGCUGUUGCUGAGAUGAGAGAAGAGGCAAAGACGUUCCUUCGCUAUUCAGACGUCUUCUCUGUCGGUUCACUGCUGCUCGCGAUUUUCGGUGUGCACACGCUGGCACGAGUUACAUCGAACAAACUCUCCGAGUACUGCUUUAUGACGGUAUUCCGUUUCGUCGACAUCUCGUUGCUCUUCUUCUCGGCCCAACAACCGAUGCUCUUCCAAAAUAUCCUUCUCCGUUUCGAUCUGAUCACUUGUGGCCCUUUACUGACCGCUCAGGAAAAUGCUACUUUCGUGUGCAACUUUGUGAUCAUCUGUGAAAUGUUCGUAUUGUGCCUUCUGGCUACCGUACUACUGGCACCACGUCGAAAUGCUUUGUUCGACAACUACCGUAGGCUGAAGACAUCAGUACAUGAUGCGGAAGAAGCUGAGCUCAAUCCGGAUGAUGUUGGCCUGGAGUUCGCACAGCGACCCUAA